Molecule: messenger RNA, 5789 nt
Organism: Oryza sativa Japonica Group (Japanese rice)
Lineage: Eukaryota; Viridiplantae; Streptophyta; Magnoliopsida; Poales; Poaceae
Source: RefSeq, a predicted model, not a curated record
CCUGAACCCUCUGAAUUGGAUUGAGAAUUCUUCUCUUCUCUCCUUUUCCGACGACGGCGACCGACGCCGGAGGCGGCGGCGCUACCGCGGAGGCUGCGGCCGUCGAACACCGCUCGCUAGUCGCCGGUUGUUUGCCGCCUCGGCCCGAUUCCACACCACCCUAGGGCUCCACGGCUCAGCGCCUCGGUCCAAAUUCGGAAGCACUAGGACUCUUCUGGUCUUUCGAUCCAGGCCUCAGUGGCGGCGGCGAUGGUCUGCUCGCCGGAGAAGGCGGGGGCGGCGUGCCCGGAGUGCCUGGAGCGUCGAAUCCUUUCGGGCCUCCCGGGCUCCUGCUUCUCCUUCGUGCACGGCCUCCACGAGUCCCCUCUCCCCUUCGCCUCCGCCGCCGUCGUCCAGAUUGCAUCUGAUGGGGCUGAGGAAUGUAAUGGGAGCCAGCAGAGCACUGGUUAUUUUGUAUUGGUGGGACUACAGGGUGGCAAGGAACUUUUGGAUAUUCAAGAAUGUGAGAGUAAUUCCUUGGAGAAUGGAAGUCAGAUAGAUCUGCAGGGCAAGGAAAGCACAGAUGCUGAUGACAACCACAGGAAGCAAUCAAUCAUAAACACAAUUACUAAGUUAACUCCUACUCGAUAUCUUGCUAGAGCAGCCACUUCUGAAAUUAGAGAGCUUAUCUCAAGUUACUUGAAUUUGACAACAGAAGAGAGUGUGAUGAAUUCUUUAAAUCUUUUGUCUGAAAAUAAAAUUGUUGGCUCAGGAGGCUUAGAUUUUCUCAAUUUUACUGGAUUUUCAGAGUUCAAUGAUAUACAUCCUUCUGGCCAUGUCAGACAUCCCAACAUCUUACCUGUUUUAGGCAUUGUAGAAACAUAUGAUUGUUGCUACAUGUUGCAUCCAAAGUCUCCAUAUACCUUGGAAAAUAUCAUGCACUACAGUCCAGAGGCAUUGUGGUCAGAUUGGCAUAUUAGAUUUCUCAUCUACCAGAUAAUAUCUGCUUUGGUGUAUCUUCAUGAUUCUGGAGUUCAUCAUGGUAAUCUAAAACCUUCAGCCAUCUUUAUGUCAGAUUCUUUAUGGCCUUACCUGAGCAUAAGUGAUAUAUGUCCUGUAAAACAGAAUUGUGGUUUUGCUGAGUCAAAGCGUCCAGCUCUUACCCUAUGUUGUUUUGAGGAGGAUUGUUCUUCGAGGGCCAUUUAUUCUGGUUUCAAUCUGUCAUCAUCCUUAGAUUGGCAGUCUUACUCUAAGCGAUGGUGGAUGGGUGAAUUGAGCAACUACGAAUAUAUUCUUGUCUUAAAUAAGUUAGCUGGUAGAAGAUGGGGUGAUCCAGCUUUUCACACAGUAAUGCCUUGGGUAAUAGAUUUCACAGUGAGGCCUGAUGAAAAUUCUGAUAUUGGUUGGAGGGACCUCACCAAAAGUAAAUGGCGGCUGGCAAAAGGUGAUGAACAACUUGAUUUUACUUAUUCAUCAUCUGAGGUUCCACAUCAUGUUUCUGAUGAGUGUCUCUCAGAGCUAGCAGUUUGCAGUUAUAAAGCAAGGAGGCUACCAAAGAACAUCUUGAGGUCUGCUGUGCGUUCUGUUUAUGAGCCCAACGAAUACCCAUCUAACAUGCAAAGGCUAUACCAAUGGACUCCUGAUGAGUGCAUUCCAGAAUUCUAUAGCGAUCCUCGGAUAUUUGUCUCUCUUCAUUCUGAAAUGAGCAAUUUGGCUUUACCUUCCUGGGUGACUUCUGCAGAGGAAUUUAUUUGUCUGCACAGGAAUGCUUUAGAGAGUGAUCGAGUCUCGCGACAACUGCAUCAUUGGAUUGACAUAACCUUUGGGUAUAAACUUUCUGGGGAGUCAUCUGUUGAAGCCAAGAAUGUAAUGUUGCCUCCUAGUGAUCCAGCAAAGCCUAAAUCAACUGGGCGGCGCCAACUUUUCACGAAACCGCAUCCUAAGCGACUUACUAGCACACCUCACUCUACCUAUCAUAAUAAAAUGGAAUCUUGUGCUAAAUGCCAGGGGGGAUCAAGUAGCAUGACUACUGGUCUACUAUUAAAGGACCACAUUCCUCCAGCUAUGUCAUCACAAAUUGAUUAUCUGGAAGAGUUUGAGCAAGCAAACGUGUUUAUGAAGCUUGAAAAUCAUUUGUGUCCAAUAUAUGAUUAUGCUAAUGAUUCUUCUUCUUGUUGCUCUUCAGUCAAAUAUAAUAAGAGCCCUUGUUCAAAUCAGUAUAUUGUGCCUCCAGAGAGUGUGCUAUCAGUGGCGCCUGAUUUUGAUUUUUGUUCUUUUCUUGAAUGCUUUGAAUCCGAUGAUAGUUCUCCAACGGGUUAUCAAGAGCUGUUGCGUUGGAAGCAAAAGUCUUGUUCAGUUAAUGAGUAUCAUGCAAAUGAUAUAUUUUCUGUUGGGUGUAUCUUGGCAGAAAUCUAUCUGCACGGACCACUUUUUGAUGCUGAUCUCCUAUCUGCAUAUAAAGAAACUGGCAUACUGCCAGGAGCAAUUCAAGAAUUGCCUAUCCAUGUUGCUGUUAUUGUUGAGUCAUGCAUACAGAGGGAAUGGAAAAGGAGGCCACUGGCAAAGCACCUUUUGGAAUCACAAUACUUUCCUCCAUCCGUUCGAUCUGCAUACAUGUUUCUUGCUCCACUUCAACUUAUAUGUACACCUAGGGAUCGCCUUAAGUAUGUUGCUAAGCUUGCAAGUGAAGGAACACUUAGAGCUAUGGGGGAAUGUGCUGCCGAAAUGUGUGCACCCUACUGCCUACCUCUUGUUUCACCAUCUUUGUCAUAUAUUGACACUGAAUUUGCCUUGGCUCUGCUUAAAGAAUUUGUGAAGUGCUUAAGUGUCCAAGCAACAAAGGAUCUUAUACUUCACAUCAUUCAGAAGAUCUUACAGGCACCAGAAUAUUCACAUCUGAAGGUUUCCUUACUUCAAGAUUCAUUUGUGCGAGAGUUGUGGAAAAAAUUGGGAAAACAAACUUAUAUUGAGAAGGUGCAUCCUUUGGUGAUCAUGAACCUGUACAAUUCACCUAACAAGAUUACUGCCUCUUCUGCGUCCAUUGUUUUAAUUGGUUCAAGUGAGGAACUAGGGAUACCAAUAACUUUUAAUCAGACAGUUUUACCAAUAAUCCAGUGUUUUGGCAAAGGUUUAUGUCCCGAUGGAAUUGACACGUUGGUCAGGAUAGGUGGACUUCUUGGAGAGAGUUUUACUGUCAAGCAAAUUCUUCCCUUGCUUAGGAAUGUUAUACUCUCAUGCAUUGAAUCCUCAAAGAUCAAUAAGCCUGAGCCACAACACAGUUGGAAUUCUUUUGCCCUCAUGGAUGGCUUAUCUGCAUUGGAAGGCCUUGUAUCAAUUCUACCUGUCAAAACAAUUCUUAGAGAGCUUCUUCAGGACCAAGUCUGUCUUCAUAUAAAGGUUCUUACGCAGGUUCAUUUGAAUCUUCGUGUGAUUCAGGUGGCUGCUAGUGCAUUUGUUGAUCUUUGUCAACAAAUUGGACCAGAAAAUACGGCUACAUAUGUGCUUCCACAUCUAAAAGAGCUUUUUGCUGAACUAGCAUUCUCUCAUGAGUCUUCUGGUCUUAGCGUUCCUACAAAAGGGUUAAAGUUCUUCGAUGGAAACAAAACAGAGCCAGCUAAAAUGGAAUCUAGGAUUGAUCUCGUGUUUCUCUUGUAUCCUUUCUUAGCAGCACUUGUUGGAAUAGAGAAGCUCCGUGAAUGUUACUCUACAUGGUUUCUAUUAGAGCAAGCUCUUCAAAGAUUGUAUGGCUGGAAGUGGCAGCCUUCCACUGACCAUUCUGGCAGUAGUGAAAACAUGAAAGGUCAAAGGUUUCGGUCUGGGAACUAUACCUCAUCUGAGCCUGCUCCUACAAAGCUUGUUGCAGAGAUUGGUAAAAAUGGUCGGAAUAUGACAGUCUCCAAUCAAGGAUCUAGGCUUGAGCAUGGGUCAUCUAGUGACAAUUUGUGUGCCUCAACUUCUGGAAAUCAACCAUGGUUUUGGUUCCCAAGUCCUGAUCGUAAUUGUUGGGCACCAGAUUUUCUUGGACGUAGUGCUGGUAUGAAGGAUGAACUUCCAUGGAAGAUCAAAGCUUCAGUCCUUUACUCAGCUCGGGCCCACCCUGGGGCUUUGCGGUCAUUAGCUGUUCAUGAUGAUGAGUGUACAAUUUUUACUGGUGGAGUUGGUCCUGGUUUUAAAGGAAGUAUCCAGAAGUGGGAGUUACCAAAUAUGAACUGCAGUUCUGGAUAUUAUGGGCAUGAAGAGGUUGUCAAUUCUAUCUGCAUCCUGUCAAUUACGGGAAAAGUGGCAUCUUGUGAUGGCACUAUUCAUAUAUGGAAUGCACAGACAGGAAAACUCAUAGCAGUUCAUACGGAGUCAUCUAUUAGCUUUCCUCAGCAAACUGCAUCUAUUGAGCAGGCAAACAUGCUUAAUCAGGAUGCCCUCUCAGGUGGAAUAUUGUCAAAUGCAUUUCGUGGUAGUUUAUAUACAACUAUGCAUUACAUGGAAUCCAAAGAUAAACUUGUUGCUGGUAUGGGAAAUGGUUCAAUCAGAUUUAUUGAUAUUUCUCAAGAUCAGAAGCUGCAUUUAUGGAAGAGUGACUCAGAUGAAAUCUCUUUCUCAUCGCUUGUAUCAGCUAUUUGCUCAUGUGCCUCAGACAAGCUGAAGAAAGACAGCACUGUAGCUUCAUCUUCCUGGAUAGCAGCAGGUUUAAGUUCUGGUUAUUGUCGAUUGCUUGAUGAACGUAGUGGAAAUAUUGUUGCAGUUUGGCGAGCACAUGAUGGUCACAUUACAAAACUAGCAGCACCAGAGGAUCACUUGAUUGUAUCAAGCUCCCUUGACAAGACUCUUCGAGUUUGGGACCUAAGAGGGAAUCUAUCAACCCAGUCAAACAUUUACAGAAGUCACUCAGAUGGGAUCAUUAACUUUUCUGCGUGGGGUCAGGAUAUGGUAUCAGUUUCAAGAAACAAAAUUGCAUUAACUUCCCUUUCGAGGCCAACAAGUGAGAUUGGACAUCAGCAGCUCACAUUUCAGUACCUCUAUUCGUCUGAUCGAGGAGUGAAAUACAAAAACAUGUCUGUUCUUUCGACUAUUUCUGUGCUUCCUUUGUCAAGAUUGUUUGUUGUUGGAACAGAAGAUGGUUUUCUCAAAAUCUGCCACUAGUUGCCUGUAGUAGCGAGCUGACAUGAAUCAUGGUAGCUGUAAAUGCGGGUAGUUGCGUAACUCUGGUGGAGCUGAAGUAGGAGUAAAUUGGAGCUUACUGCCCUGCCAUGAAUGCCUGUUUACUGCGCCCUGCAAGCCUGCAGCCCCUCAUUUCCUUCCUCCUCUCAUUUUUAUUACACAUUGAUUGAUAUCUGCAGCAAGGCCCAAUUCACCAUCAAAUUACUGCGUACCAAUCACUGCAUAAAAAUCAUUUUUAGUAAGGUCAAGCAUUUGCUUUCUGGUCUACAUUGAGCCUGAGCUGCACAACUAGAGCAUGGAAUUACACUAUGGCUAUGUUUAGAUCCAAACUUUGUAUCCAAACUUUAGUCCUUUUCCAGCACUUGCCUUGGAUAGUGAGGAGGCAUUUCAUCAUACAAUGUAUGGGAGACAUUGUUGAUCGUGUUCUCGAGGACUAUGAAGACCAAGGAGUCAUGAGUAGUGAUCCUGUACUGGUUUAGUAGGGAAGCCUUCAUAUCAAUCUGUCAUACACAUACAACUUUUCAGUCACAUCAUUUACAAUUUCAACCAAAAUCUAAACUUUGCCAUCAACUAAACACAGCCUAUCAUGGUUUGCCUGUGGAAAGCCAAUACUUUCUGGAGCUUUCGUACAUUGUGCCUUGUGCCAUUAGUCACUG